UCUGCCUCCUUAUAAAACCCUCCUCCUCUGUCCCUCAUUCUCUUCCCAGGUACCCUCUGAGAUUCUCUACCCCAUCUCAUUUCGUACCCUCAAUCAAACCCAAUAAGGUUCAUCAACAAUGGCUCUCACUACUAUCUCAUCCAAAUCGGCCUUUAUUCAAACCCAGUUGCCCUCCGUAGCUCCCCAGCCUUCUCUCCCCGGCCGGCGGCCCAGCAUCGUCGCCGUCCACGCAGCCGAGCCGGCCAAGAACCCGGCUGUGUCGACGAAGCAACAGCCGGCGCCAUCAACUGCGGCGUCCAAUGGCUCGACCAGCCGGAUUAAUGCGGCGCCGGGGAAAUGGAAUUUGGAGUCGUGGAAAUCCAAGAAGGCGCUGCAGCUGCCGGAGUACCCGAAUAAAGAGGUUUUUGAAGAUGUGCUCCGGACGCUGGACUCUUUCCCGCCGAUCGUCUUCGCCGGCGAGGCUCGGAGUCUAGAGGAGCGGAUCGCUGAGGCGUCGAUGGGGAACGCGUUUCUUCUUCAAGGUGGGGAUUGUGCUGAGAGCUUUAAGGAGUUUAAUGCCAACAACAUUCGAGACACGUUCCGAAUUCUGCUCCAGAUGGGCGUCGUUCUUAUGUUCGGCGGCCAAAUGCCGGUUAUUAAGGUGGGGAGGAUGGCGGGUCAGUUUGCGAAGCCGAGAUCGGACCCGUUUGAGGAGAAGGAUGGUGUGAAGCUGCCGAGUUACAGAGGGGACAAUGUGAACGGGGACGCGUUUGAUUCAAAGUCAAGGACUCCGGACCCUGAGAGACUGAUCAGAGCCUACUGUCAAUCGGCGGCGACUCUCAAUCUUCUCAGGGCUUUCGCAACCGGUGGUUACGCGGCUAUGCAGAGGGUUACCCAGUGGAACUUGGAUUUCACUGAGCAGAGCGAGCAGGGAGAUAGGUACCGAGAACUAGCUCACCGGGUUGAUGAGGCCCUUGGAUUUAUGACUGCAGCUGGGCUCACAGUCGACCAUCCUAUUAUGACAACCACUGAGUUCUGGACAUCGCAUGAGUGCUUGCUCUUGCCUUAUGAGCAAUCGCUCACUAGGUUGGACUCAACUUCUGGGCUCUACUAUGAUUGCUCUGCUCAUAUGCUUUGGGUCGGUGAGCGAACCAGGCAACUGGAUGGCGCCCAUAUUGAGUUCCUUAGAGGUGUUGCUAAUCCCCUUGGAAUCAAGGUGAGUGAUAAAAUGGAUCCCAAUGAGCUUGUUAAGCUUAUUGAAAUUUUGAAUCCUCAAAACAAGGCCGGGAGGAUAACGGUGAUCACAAGGAUGGGAGCGGAAAACAUGAGGGUCAAACUGCCUCAUCUUAUUAGGGCAGUCCGUCGGGCAGGACAGAUUGUCACAUGGGUUAGCGACCCUAUGCAUGGUAACACCAUCAAGGCUCCAUGUGGUCUCAAGACACGCCCUUUUGAUGCCAUAAGGGCUGAGGUCAGAGCAUUCUUUGACGUCCAUGACCAAGAAGGAAGCCACCCAGGUGGUGUUCACCUAGAGAUGACUGGCCAGAAUGUGACUGAAUGCAUUGGAGGAUCACGGACUGUGACAUUCGACGACCUUAGCUCGCGCUACCAUACUCACUGUGACCCAAGGUUGAAUGCCUCCCAAUCUCUUGAGCUCGCCUUCAUUAUUGCUGAGCGUCUGAGGAGACGAAGAAUUAAGUCGCAACAAUCCGUAGCCUCUUUAGGUCUGUAGAAUGGUUCAAGGCCCAAGCCGUGUGUUUGUCUUGUUAUUUUUUUGUUUCUUUAAGGUGUUAGUGGCUGUGUUAAUAUGUCACUCUUGUUAUAGAGGUAAUAUGCCUUCUGUGUGUUGUAUCGUGUAUACUGGAAGUUAUGUGGUUUGAGACUUUGAAGGGAAAGAGAAAUAAAUG
Argentina anserina (silverweed cinquefoil) is the source of this 1883-nucleotide messenger RNA. Its product is annotated as phospho-2-dehydro-3-deoxyheptonate aldolase 1, chloroplastic-like. Gene Ontology annotation, molecular function: 3-deoxy-7-phosphoheptulonate synthase activity. Gene Ontology annotation, biological process: aromatic amino acid biosynthetic process. The transcript has 5 exons. The record is from RefSeq and is a predicted model, not a curated record. Bases 119 to 1708 code for a protein of 529 amino acids. NCBI's taxonomy places the organism in Eukaryota, Viridiplantae, Streptophyta, Magnoliopsida, Rosales, Rosaceae.